AUGGCUCUCGAGGUGUUGAUCUUGCCCUACUCCUGGUUUAAAUCAAGAACGGCGUUCCUCGAGCUCCAGUGCUUGAUAAACAAGGCAUACGACAAGCCCCAACACCAAUUCAAGCUCAUUGAAACACCGCGAAUCUACACGGAGACCUCGCUAUUGAAAGAUUUGUACAUUAGCCCCAACGAUGAAUGUUGUUUUUAUUUGUUGCUUGGUGGUUGUAACGAGAUCCACCAGUUUGAAGAACAAAAUGGCGUGAGGAACUUUAAAGAGAGACAAGUUGAGGCAUGCUUUGAUUGCGACAUCACUGAGGAGUUCAUUUCGAAGUUCGACUUGUCGCGUUUGGACGAUGCCAAGAUCACCAUCGCUGAUGAUUCCUUUGAGAUGGAUGAUCGUGUAGUGAGGCGCUGUUUAGUUGCACUCGCGUUGAAGACAUACCACGGUCAAUUAUUCCAGAGUUCGGAGACCAGAGCUAAAGUUUACGAAUUGACGGCAUUCUGCUCGUUUAUGAGAAACGCAGCUGCAAGGUUUCUCAACUACGUCAUUGACCAUCUUUUGCUAUCGCCAGACUUGUUUCAAAUUUUGAGCACAUCCACUAAACUCAAGGAGCUCGAUGCGAUCAUCAUCCACGCGGAUUACAUUGUUGAGCAUAAUCUCGAACAGUACUAUCUUGCAAAAUGCGGUUUCCAAAAGCUGCCGCAGGAAGAGGAUACGCAUAUUAAGGUCAACCUGGAUGGUGCUGCAACUUAUCUCGUUGCUGAAAAGACGGUUGUUGCAAAUAGAGAUUUCCAUAUUUCGUAUAUUUAUAGAGUUAUAGAAGUAGCGUAA
This is a messenger RNA of Lodderomyces beijingensis, 822 nucleotides long. Lineage: Eukaryota; Fungi; Ascomycota; Pichiomycetes; Serinales; Debaryomycetaceae. The record is from the annotation of a GenBank genome assembly.